AUGACUGAAGAAAAAGAAGUGGCGACUGAAGCUAACGGUCAGGAGAACAAUGAGAAUGGAAAAAAUGAAGAUACUUCAGAUCUAGAAAAUGCAAUCAUUCGUCAGGUUGAAUAUUACUUUGGUGAUUUAAACUUGCCUAGAGACAAGUUUCUCCGGGAACAGGUUCAGUUAGAUGAUGGCUGGGUGCCAUUGGAUAUUCUUCUCAAAUUCAACCGUCUUGCCAAACUUACCACAGAUCAAGAAGUCAUUGUAAAUGCACUUAAUAAGUCCACAUCUGGAUUGUUAGAGGUAUCAGAUGACAACAAAAAAGUGCGCAGAAACCCAGAGCUGCCAGUACCUGAGAUGAAUGAAGAGAGACGUAAAGAGUUGACGGCUCGCACAGUCUAUGCCAAAGGUUUCCCGAAGGACUCUUUACUUGAUGAUAUUCUUGUGUACUUCAAACAAUUUGAAGAAGUAGAAAAUAUAAUUAUGAGAAGGUAUCUCGACAAACAGAGCAAGAAAAAGCUUUUCAAAGGAUCAGUGUUCGCUACAUUUAAGACGAAGGACCAGGCAGUAAAAUUCAUGGAGAACAAAGGAUUAAAGUAUAAUGACACAGAGCUGUUAUUACUGUGGCAAGAAAACUAUUUGCAGCAGAAACAGGAGGAGUAUGCUGCUCUUAAAGACAAGAAAAAUAAAAAAUCACAAAAGAAAGAGGAAAAUGAAGAAAAAGAAGAGUUUAAACUACCCUCAGGCACUGUACUUUUCUUCAAUGAGGGAAGUGACAACCUCACGCGAGAAAAAAUAAAGGAAGCGAUUACUGAACUAGGUGCGGAAGUGGCUUACAUUGAUUUCAAACAAGGCGACACACAGGGUUGGGUACGGCUAUCGAAAGAAAAUGCAGCCAAAGAAGUAGCAGCAAAGUUAACAGAUGGCAAAAUCAAAAUAGAUGAUAAAGAAAUAGAAUUCAAGUUACUAGAAGGUGAUGAAGAGACCGUCUAUUUACAAAAGACUGUGGAAGAGAUGGCCAAACGACGUAAGAACAUGAAGAACUUCAAAAAUAACAAAGGUGGACAUAAUAGAGGAAAGAACUUUAAAGGAAAAGGCAAAAAGAGGCGACAAGACGAUCACGAUGAAGCACCGCGGAAUAAAGUUAAGGCUGACAGUUAG
Messenger RNA from Leptosia nina, 1146 nucleotides. Lineage: Eukaryota; Metazoa; Arthropoda; Insecta; Lepidoptera; Pieridae. The record is from the annotation of a GenBank genome assembly.